Messenger RNA from Cannabis sativa, 951 nucleotides. Its product is annotated as polygalacturonase-like. Gene Ontology annotation, molecular function: polygalacturonase activity. Bases 1 to 951 code for a protein of 316 amino acids. The record is from RefSeq and is a predicted model, not a curated record. Lineage: Eukaryota; Viridiplantae; Streptophyta; Magnoliopsida; Rosales; Cannabaceae. Gene Ontology annotation, biological process: anther dehiscence; fruit dehiscence; pectin catabolic process. The transcript is spliced from 8 exons.
AUGGAAGCGAAGGCCCUCUUUCAUGUUCUCAAUUGGGCUGUCCAAUUACAAAUGCCAAUCACUCGUGUUGAAACCGAUGCUUUGAGAGUCUCAUCUACUUUGAUUGUUGAUGCAUUUACGAAAGCAUGGGAGAAAUCGUGUUCUACACGAGGAACCGUAGUUCUUAUAGUUCCUCGAAAUAGAAUAUAUCACGUUAAUCCAAUUAAGUUUGGGGGUCCUUGCGAAUUCGAUCAUCUCGUAUUUGAUAUUCAUGGAGCCAUAGUAGCCUCUAAUGACGGAUUAGACUAUGGUAACUAUGGUAAUCGAUGGCUUAACUUUGAGAAUGUUCAUAAUUUAAUUGUCCAAGGUGGUGGAAUCGUAGAUGGUUACGCUAACGAGUGGUGGAGAUGCAAACUGCAGCAUUGUUCACAAGCACCAACAGGUUUAAGUUUUCACAAUUGUGAGAAUUUGACAGUGAGAGAUAUUUCAGUACGAAACGUUCAAAAAAAUCAUAUUUCUUUUACUCACUGUAAAAACGUAAAAGCUUCUUAUCUAUCUGUAACUUCAUUACAAAAAAGUAAUACUACUAAUGGAAUUUACAUCUCGCAUACUGAAGAUAUUGAAAUCUUUAAUUCUGCUAUUAGAACAGUUGGUGGGUAUUGUAUAUCGAUUGAAAGUGGAACCAAAACACUGAGAGUAACAGAUAUAAUCUGUGGCCCAAGCUAUGGAAUCAGCAUUGGAAACUUGGGUUCUGGAAAUUCUAAAGCCAAUGUCACAGAUGUGAUUAUAAACAGAGCCAAGCUUUUUGGAACUAAAUAUGGUCUCAAAAUUAAGACUAUUAAGGGUGGUUCAGGUAGUGCAAGUAAUAUAAAAUUUCAGAACAUUGAAAUGAAUUAUGUUCAAAAUCCCAUUGUAAUCGAACAAAGCUAUUGUGACCAAAAUGAUAAGCUUUGUAAACUGGAACAAGUGUAG